AUGAUGUCUUGCGCAGCAGCACUUGUAUUUGGAGUGUUCAAGAAAGCCAACUCGGACGUCACCGCAGCAGAGGUCAGAGACAUCAUCAAGGCCACUGUUCAGCCUCUCGCAGCGGCAGAGCAGACUACUCAGUGGGGCGGUGCUCUCGAUGCCGAAGCCGCCGUCUUGAUGGCGCGGAUGGGGGGAAUGUGGAUGCAAAUGAAGUGUACGGAUAUGAUCGUUGAUUUGGAGUCGAAGGAGGAGUAUGCAUCGUCGCUUUACUUGCGGGGUUAUGCUCUAGGCACCUACAGGUAG
This is a messenger RNA of Eimeria mitis, 294 nucleotides long. RefSeq lists its product as uncharacterized. The coding region runs from base 1 to 294 and encodes 97 amino acids. NCBI's taxonomy places the organism in Eukaryota, Apicomplexa, Conoidasida, Eucoccidiorida, Eimeriidae. The record is from RefSeq and is a predicted model, not a curated record. The transcript has 3 exons. Gene Ontology annotation, biological process: proteolysis. Gene Ontology annotation, molecular function: serine-type endopeptidase activity.